AUGAUUGGUUCAGCGAAUGAUAUAUACACUGAAGUGAAUUACAUGAAGAAAGCACCUGAAGCUUCCAGAUCUAAUAACAGAACAGCACGUCAAUCAGGUUAUGCUGAGGUGAACCCCGUAGCAAAUGUACACUGCGAAGGUUGUUGCAUUCCGGGGCCACCAGGCCCACCGGGUCCUGCAGGCAAGCCAGGAAAAUCUGGAAGACCAGGCGUACCUGGAAAUCCUGGAAUGCCAGGCAAACCACCAACUGCUCCCUGCGAACCUAUGACACCCCCUCCGUGUAAACCAUGUCCCCAAGGACCACCUGGACCGCCAGGGCCACCAGGAGCACCGGGAGAUCCUGGAGAUGCUGGGACACCCGGCCGGCCAGGUAUGGAUGCAAGUCCAGGAAGUCCCGGCCCACGGGGUCCUCCAGGACCACAAGGUGAACAAGGACCACCAGGGCCGCCUGGUGAGCCUGGCAUUCCAGCACAGAGUGAACCACUUACACCAGGGGAGCCAGGUGAACCCGGUGAUCCUGGACCACCCGGUCCGCCAGGACCACCUGGAGCACCAGGUGCAGAUGGAGCCCCUGGUCCAGCAGGACCAAAAGGAUCUCCAGGCCCAGAUGGACCACCAGGUGUUGAUGGGCAACCUGGACCUCCCGGACCAGCUGGACCUCCAGGAACACCAGGAGAAAAAGGCAUUUGUCCUAAAUAUUGCGCUAUUGAUGGUGGUGUUUUCUUUGAAGAUGGUACCAGGAGAUGA
Messenger RNA from Loa loa (African eye worm), 747 nucleotides. RefSeq lists its product as hypothetical. Lineage: Eukaryota; Metazoa; Nematoda; Chromadorea; Rhabditida; Onchocercidae. Bases 1 to 747 code for a protein of 248 amino acids. The transcript has 3 exons. The record is from RefSeq and is a predicted model, not a curated record.